Molecule: messenger RNA, 3169 nt
Organism: Electrophorus electricus (electric eel)
Lineage: Eukaryota; Metazoa; Chordata; Actinopteri; Gymnotiformes; Gymnotidae
Gene: slc2a3a
Product: solute carrier family 2 member 3a
Biological process (GO): dehydroascorbic acid transport; response to insulin
Cellular component (GO): apical plasma membrane; basolateral plasma membrane; plasma membrane
Molecular function (GO): D-glucose transmembrane transporter activity
Source: RefSeq, a predicted model, not a curated record
AAUACCGUGAUGCAGAUUUUUUGCGCCGCGCGCCUGCGCUCCAGCCGUAGCAUGUCAAGGUCGCUGGCACGAAACAUUCGUUGCCGUGACGGAGGAGUUGUAAGACCUGAUGCAAAAUGCAUGUCACGGAUAAAUGAACGUGAGCAAAAAAAGGUUGCGCAGAGGUUGUUCUUAUUAUAUGAGGCGAACCGGUGAUAUUUAGUCAAAGGACGGCGUGCGGAUUGUCGUGUAGUCGUCGUGCGAAGAUCUCUGAAUUUCCGAGCACGGCAUCGGGGUGGUGCGUGCGGCGACAGUCGUACGCAACAUCCGAGAUCAGAAGUAAGCUGCCAGCUAUACCUUACGUCCAAACCUUCGCGGAUAUAGCGUGCAAAAUCGCACGUCCUCCAAGAACACAUCAAUCUCGGGUUGAUCAACUCUGACCAUGGCAGGGGAGACAAAACAAGUAACAUGCUACCUACUUUUCUCUUUGGCUACGGCUGUCAUUGGCUCCCUGCAGUUUGGAUAUAACACAGGAGUCAUCAAUGCACCUGAACAGAAAUUACGCAUGUUCUUCAAUCAAACAUGGAUGGAGCGUUAUGGGGUUCCUAUUGACCCCGGAGUGUGCACCAUCGUGUGGAGCGUAGCAGUGGCCGUCUUCAGCGUGGGUGGUAUGGUGGGCUCCUUCUGUGUUGGGGUCAUCGCCAACAAGUUUGGGCGACGCAAGUCCAUGUUCCUCGUGAACAUUUUAGCGUUGCUUGGUGGUGGACUGAUGGGGCUGUGCACUCUCUUAAAUUCCUUUGAGAUGAUCAUUGUUGGCCGUCUGAUCAUUGGGCUCUUCUGUGGCCUCUUCACUGGACUUACCCCGAUGUACGUGGGGGAGGUCUCUCCUACCCCUCUUCGCGGAGCCUUCGGGACUCUGCACCAGCUUGGCGUGGUGGUGGGCAUCUUGAUUGCACAGAUCUUAGGUUUAGAGUUCCUGCUGGGCUCAGAAAAGCUCUGGCCGCUGCUGCUCGCUCUCACUGGCAUACCGGCUGUGCUGCAGUGUCUGCUUCUGCCCUUCUGCCCCGAGAGCCCGCGUUACCUCCUCAUUAACCUAAACAAGGAGGAACAGGCUCGUGAAGCACUGGUGCGUCUUCGUGGGUGCGAGGAUGUGUCGAAAGACAUGGAGGACAUGAAGGAAGAGAGUGUGAAAAUGAACAUGGAAAAGAAGGUGACCAUCCCUGAACUCUUCCGCAGUGCCACAUACCGCCAACCACUUCUCAUCGCCAUCAUGCUGCAACUCUCCCAGCAGCUGUCUGGCAUCAACGCUGUAUUCUACUACUCGACGGGUAUUUUUAAAUCUGCAGGUGUGACCAAACCCAUAUAUGCUACCAUUGGAGCUGGGAUUGUAAACACCGUUUUUACUGUUGUGUCGCUAUUCCUUGUUGAGAGAGCUGGAAGGAGGACAUUGCACCUAAUUGGCUUGGGUGGUAUGGCUAUCAGUGCUCUGGUCCUGACCAUUGCCCUUCUAUUGAAGGAGAUCCAGUCUCUAAGAUUCCUGAGCAUUGCAGCAGUGUUUGGUUUUGUGGCUAUGUUUGAAAUGGGUCCAGGGCCCAUCCCAUGGUUCAUUGUGGCUGAGCUUUUCUCCCAGGGGCCACGUCCUAGUGCUAUGGCAGUUGCUGGUUGCUCCAACUGGACUGCUAACUUUCUUGUGGGCAUGAGUUUCCCCAAACUGGAGGAACUUUGUGGGCCAUAUGUCUUCAUCAUCUUCAUGAUCUUCCUGAUCAUCUUCUUCAUUUUCACGUUCUUCCGCGUUCCUGAGACCAAGGGCCGAACCUUUGAUGAGAUUGCCCAAAGCUUUAGUGGGGCUCCACCUCCGAUAUACACAUCUCCAGAGGAGGCGAGCAGAGUCGUGGUGCCCCCAUCUCCAGGAAAGGAGAAAGUUCCGCUGGUGGCGGCCAGUUCUGGAUCGGAGAAUCCCAGUUCUUCUGUGAAGCCCCCUUCAGAAACCACCAAGGAAGAGAAGGAUGAGGAGAAGUUCAAGUCUGCUACAGAACCACUGGUAAAAUCUGCUGCUGAGGACAACUAAAAUUCCACUGUCCAGGGAAGUGUGUAGAUAUUAUAAAACGUAUUAAUGAAAAUUAUAAAUGGAAAGAAAAAUAAACUAAUAGUACUAAUUUGUUUUUUUUUAAAGAAUGAGAUGUAUUUAAUUUAUUUUUGUGUAAUGACACUGUUGACGAAUUGGUGCAAUUUCCCUUUUAGUAGUUUUUAUUGUAGUAGAUUAUUACCAUAAAAUUUUUGGUUGUGUCACAGGCAUAUAGAAUGUGCAGAACAAACGCAAGCCUCCAACUGAAAGAGUUUAACGAAACAAACAAAUCCCAAAACAAACAUAAAAGUGCACUAACCAAAACUAAAGAAAGCUGAUGUAACAAUAAUAUCAGUAACCAACAAUUGGUCAAAGAGAUGCAAAACGUGAAAACAAUGUAUCAACAUAAUAGCACAAAGGUGAUAUGAGAUUGAGGCAAAACACGCGCCACAUGGGUGGAGCAUGGCAAUAAACCAAAACAAAAAUAUGUGCUACAUACAUGCUAUGAAAAAUGUUACAUAAGCAAGAAGCCCGUGGCACGUAAUAGGUUGUAGAUAUUUAUUGCUCUUUUAAUGGCAGAUAUCAAUUGACUUUUAAAUAUGGUUUAAAAUGCAAUCUGGAUUAUAAUAAACGUUUAACACUUGCUCAUUAUAUUUACAAAUUAAAGCCAAACUUAAUUUUGAGCUAACUUCAAAUAAGAGAAUGAAAGGGAUGUUUAAUCCAAGGAUUCAUAAUAUAAAAGGUGAUAGUGAUUUACCCUCAAAUCAUUGCCCUUCUUAUCAAGAACACAAAUAUGUGAAGGAAUAUUUAGUGAUACCACAAUAAACUUUAAACUGACAACUGUAACCAUUUAAAUGAAACCCUCUGGUACUAAAUCAUUUUCAAUCAAGAUCAAGACAACAUGAAGGUGAUUCUUGCAGUAAUAGCAGGGAAUUAAUGAAAAGCACAGAAGUUUUGCUUAAUUAGGACUGGCAGUAAAAAUAAUGUACCAUUUAUAUGACAUGCUUCUAUAGUCAAUGGAGCUUUACCCAAGCAUACAAUUGCUAGUUUACUGCCAAAAUAUGUACACACACACACACACACACACACACACACACACACACACACAUAUAUAUACAUAUACAU